AUGUCUAAUACACCAGAUUCUUCCUCUUUUUUGUUUACAUGCCUCCCGGCCCUACAAGCAAUCUGCAACGUUUCCGAGCAACGAGGGAAAGAACUUUUGGAAGCAACAAAUGGAUCUUUGGAAAGAGCUGUCGACUUACACCUUCAUCAGGCAAGAGACGAGAAACAAGGGUUGAAUCCAACAAGAAGCCAUGGGGCCCCUCCAUCUGCAAACGAAAGUGAUACAGAUGAGAGCAAAAAACGAGUGAUCGCACGCGUCUCUUCCACAGACUCUCCAAAGAAGCGGUUGAAGGAUGGUCAAAUUCAUUCGUUUUUUAAGAGUAAUAGACACAAACCAUCGCCAACAGUGCCAUCAUCGAUCAAAGCCAUAGGCGACGUCUGCAACUCUGGUGGUAUGAGUAGCAUCAAAUGUUCCACCCAAAAAUCAUCAAUCGCGCCCACGAAAACGAAAAGUAAGGAAAGUCAUCAUCCCGUUGAAGCUUCUCUUGAAAUGUCGUUUGAAAACCUAGCAAACACUCUGCAAAAGGCGUCUGACACAACAAAAAGAACAUUAAAGCUGAAGGCACUGAAGGAUUUCAUUUCAGGCUAUGUACAUGAGUCCGAUGAAAGAAGAGCCGCCUUUAGGUUGACAGGUGCGCUAUCUAUUGUUUUGGGCAACCCUGUCGAAGAAAGCCUUGGGGUUAGUGGUAGAACAGUAUCUUCUGCGUUACAAGAUUCACUGGGAGUUUCAUCGAGGCAAUUAUCAAAGGGAUAUCGACAGUAUGGGGACUUAGGAGAUUCUGCAGCCAGCUUCUUUCAAUCGAAGAAAUAUUUUGUAUCUCACAAUCCUCUGCAGAGCGUCUCAGUUGUCGAAGUACUCAACGCUCUGAGAAAGGUCACAGUUGCGGAAGGAAAGAAUGCAAAGAAAUCCAUUGUUUCCAAACUAUUGCGUUUGUGUCAAAGUAGAAAUGAGGUCCGCUUCAUGGUUCGCUUGCUCAUCGGAAACAUGAGAAUCGGUUGCAAUAUGAAGACAGUGCUUGCAGCUAUUGCAAUGGCAUUUCAAUCCCAUUCAAAAGAAAAAGAUUUCACUGCAAAAGAAAAAGAUUUCACUGAAAAAGCUGCGAUCCAGCUGGUCCAAAAGACUCACGAUAUCUGCCCUAAUUUAGAAAAAAUCCUUCGAGCUUUGCUUCUAGGUGGGUUCGAAAAAAUGGAAAAUGAUUGCAAAAUGCAGUUAUUCACUCCAAUCGCCCCAAUGCUGGCGACUCCAACUCAUUCAAUAGCCGAAAUUGACCAAGCGAUGACAAAGCUGCAAAAAAGUGCUAUUUUGGAAUGGAAAUAUGAUGGUGUCAGGUGUCAAGCACAUUUUGGUGAUGGGAAUGCAGCCAAGUGUAGUUUAUAUUCCCGCCAUUUGCUUGAAACAACCGCGCAGUAUCCAGAUGCUGUUCGUGGUAUUCUUGAUGCAAGAAAUAAAUCCAAAGAAGUGCAUUCUUUCAUAAUUGACGCUGAAAUUGUUGCUGUGGAAGGCACUCGAUUAUUGCCAUUUCAAGAUUUGGCAACCAGGAAGAAAAAGGAUGACGGCACUGGCGUGAAAAUCAAAGUAUUUUGUUUCGAUCUCAUGUACUUGGAUGGUAAAUCGUGCGUGGCGCUUCCAUUGUGGAAGCGACGGGAUCUCCUUCGAGAGCAUUUCAAUGAAACCCAUGAUUUUGCAUUUGUUUCAUCCAAAAUAUUGCAAACCUUUGACGAACAUGCAGUUACAGACUAUCUUGGCGAAUCAAUGCGUCAGGGUACAGAGGGGCUAAUGGUGAAAAUGUUGGGAGGCGACUACGAAGCUGGAACUCGGAGUCAAAGCUGGCUGAAAGUGAAGGGGGAUUAUGUUGAAGGAUUCGCUGACACCAUUGAUGUUGUACCUAUCGGAGCAUGGCAUGGAACCGGCAGAAAAGCUGAAAAAGGCUUUCUAUCGCCCAUUCUACUUGCAGUCUACGAUGAAGAUGAAGAUGUAUACAGAUCGAUAUGUCGCUGCAUGACAUUUACUGAUACAAUGUAUACAGCCAUGCGAAAUUUUUAUCAGCAUGGAAUUCCCUAUCCAUCAGAUCUUUCGCCUAUUGAAAAUGAGACUAACAAAAAAAUAGGCACUCAAGACAGCGAAGACGAGGGCCUGCAAGACCCUUCAUUUGCAGCAGUGGCAGACUCAAAAGACUCUUCAGAAGAGGAGCUUCUCGACGAUGUAUCAAGCAACUGUUUUGCAAAUCGACCAACGUCUGCAUUCAUUGUUACCAACGAGCAACCACCACUCUGGUUCAAGCCUGUUGAAGUGUGGGAAAUCUCCUUUGCUGACAUGUCGUUGUCUCGUCAGCACACCGCGGGAGCGGGGUUUGUCCCUGACCCUGAUGGGAGGGGCAUUGCUCUACGCUUCCCUCGUUUCAAAAGGCGAAGGCCGGAUAAAGCCCCCUGGUCUGCCACCACUUCCGCUCAAAUAGCUGCCAUGUUUUUGAACCAAGCGAAACAGAUGAAAUCUUCAGCCAGAUAG
This is a messenger RNA of Cylindrotheca closterium, 2505 nucleotides long. The record is from the annotation of a GenBank genome assembly. NCBI's taxonomy places the organism in Eukaryota, Bacillariophyta, Bacillariophyceae, Bacillariales, Bacillariaceae.